GCGACGACGCCAGGGCGCCGAGCAUGCUCUCCAACUCCCUGCAUGGAGCACGAGCACCUCGGCCAGGACCAUCAUCCCUCUGCUGCGCUCGCGCGGAUCCCCAGAAAAUUUCCCUAAAACUGGAGGGACCCGCCGCGGAAAAGGCCAUCUGCCCACCGUCCCCAGAUCGCCGCGCUCCCCGCGGCCCUGCCGCCGCUUCUUGUGGGCUGUGGAUUGCUGCCGGCGACGGGUACAACUGACGGGCGAAGCGAGCGAGCCGGCCUCCGCCCCUUGCCGCCGCGGCGAAAUGUGUAGGGCACGAGGUUGCCUUCGACUGCCAUGGCGCCUCUGCCCCCCUCUUCGUUCAGCUGCGACUCCUCAUCAGAUACCAUUUUGCUCGUGACAGUUCAAGCAGUUCACCUAGGAAUGCAGAAUCAUGAUGUUGUAUUGCAAGAAGCUGCCAUCUAAAAUCAACAAGACCACUCCCUUUUCAGCUGAAUCAAUUUUGUUGAGCUUUGAUGAGGGUGUGGGGCUCGUGUCAUAUUUGACCGUGGCUUGGUGACGGUGGUUAGUCUUUCUCUCAGUGUCACCAGCAAAUUUUAGAGGCUGUAAGGUUUGUUCACGUGCUUACAUAAUGAAAGAGAGGAGUGUUCUAAUGGAACGAUAUGAAAUUGGGAGAUUGUUAGGACAAGGGACCUUUGUGAAGGUCAAUCUUGCUACGGGUCAGACCGUUGCCAUAAAAAUGAUCCAUAAGGACAAGAUUAUGAAGACUGGUCUCAUGGAUCAGAUAAAGAGGGAGAUCUCGAUAAUGAGAUUGGUUAGACAUCCAAACAUUCUGCAGCUCUUUGAGGUAAUGGCUACAAAGAACAGGAUUUAUUUUGUUCUUGAGUAUGCUAAAGGCGGUGAGCUUUUCAAAAAAAUAGAAAAGGGAAAGCUUACCGAGGAGGCUGCAAGGAAGUAUUUUCAACAGUUGAUUAGUGCUGUGGAUCAUUGUGACUUGAAGCCUGAGAACCUGCUACUGGAUGAGAAUGAAACCCUCAAGGUCUGUGAUUUUGGUUUAAGUGCCUUAGCUGAGUCAAAGAGACAAGAUGGAAUGCUCCACACAGCAUGCGGUACUCCGGCUUAUGUUGCUCCUGAAGUGCUCAGCAGGAAAGGCUACAGUGGCGCAAAGGCAGAUGUCUGGUCUUGUGGUGUGAUUCUGUUUGUGCUUGUGGCUAGUUAUCUCCCUUUCCAUGAUAGAAAUCUCAUAGAGAUGUAUAAGAAAAUUUCAAAAGCUGAGUACAGAUGCCCUCAUUAUUUUUCUGCGGCACUGAAGGAGCUCCUUUAUGGAAUCCUUGAUCCAGAUCCUAAUACUAGAAUGCCCAUCUCAAUGAUAAAGAGAAGUGCUUGGUACCGGAAGCCCGUUGGGUUGGCAGUGCUGAAAACUGAAAUAGUCAACAAGAUUUGUACAGAAGCUACCACCUCUGGCUUGACUGAUGGCGUUCUGAGAGAAAUCAAGGCAUUGAGGCUGACGAACUUGAAUGCAUUCAACAUCAUUUCCCUCUCCACAGGAUUUGAUCUUUCCUGUAUGUUUGAUGAAAAAUACAGCCAAAGGGAAGCACGGUUUACUUCCGAGCAGUCAGCAGGAGCUGUCUUUGGGAAGCUGAAGGAACUGGCCAGGCGUUUGAAGCUCAAAGUUACAAAGAAAGAUGGAGUGUUGAAAUUGGCCACAACCAAGGAAGGAAGAAACGGUAUUCUUGAGCUGGAUGCGGAGAUAUUUGAGAUUGCUCCUUCUUUUGUAUUGGUUGGGUUGAAGAAGACUAAUGGUGACACAUUGGAGUACCAGAAGCUGAUGAAAGAUGGCAUUAGGCCAUCACUCAAGGAUAUUGUGUGGACAUGGCAAGGUGAUCAGCAGCAGUCAUGUAUUCUUAGACAUGCAGGGCAGCAGCAGCUGCAACUGCCCACCACUGCCGCCAUUUCCACUACACCAGUAAUACAUCAGUAGUACAGAGUUGCAAUUGCAAAUGCCUUUCUCACCAUCGCCAUCAUGAUCCUAAGAAAAGGCGAUCCGCCAAGUUUGCUACUGCAUCUUGACAUAUUAAUAUGUUUUUCUAGAUUGGUAUUUAACUGUAAAAACUUGCAUAGAUUUGCACUGUUAGUGGAAAUGCAGGCCCUACGGUUACCCUUUUUUUGUUUAACAUUGUAAAUCCUGCAUGUACAGAAGUGUUGUCUUUUCAAAUAUGAAUACUGUGAGAAAAAAUGGUUAAACAGGGUAAUAAUAUGGUUGAUGCUUUUCAUUUUUGUAA
Messenger RNA from Setaria italica (foxtail millet), 2264 nucleotides. RefSeq names its product CBL-interacting protein kinase 28-like. Gene Ontology annotation, molecular function: ATP binding; protein kinase activity. Gene Ontology annotation, biological process: signal transduction; protein phosphorylation. The record is from RefSeq and is a predicted model, not a curated record. Lineage: Eukaryota; Viridiplantae; Streptophyta; Magnoliopsida; Poales; Poaceae.